AAUGCAUUAAAAUUACCGAUUAAAGUUUACACAUUUUAAGGUUUCCUUGUCAAACCAUCUCACUGCUGUUUCUAUCAUCAACCGACUCCACCACACAAUCACAACAAUCCACCUCCUAGGUUUCUUUCCAACAUAUAUCCUUAUUUUCCCCAAAUAAUCCCUUCCUCAACAGGGUCGUUCUUCAAUCAUGAACUGUUUCAAUAUUUUCACAUCCAAAACAAAGGGAAGAGCUAAAUCUUCACCAGAACUCAGAGUCGAACGAAAUCGAUCGAAAACAUCCACGACAUCGGUAAAUUCAGCAGGAUCAAACUCCUCAUCACGAAGCAUAAUUGAGUUGUACAAAGAAAGAGGUCACAGUUUGAGAAAGUUUUCGUAUUCGGAGCUUAGAAAUGCAACUAAUAAUUUUAAUCGGUCGUUGAAGAUCGGAGAAGGCGGGUUUGGAAGCGUUUAUAAAGGCUCGAUUCGACCUCGUGAUGGCCAUGGUGAUCCUCUUGUGGUUGCCAUCAAGAAGCUCAGGAGAAAUGGCCAGCAGGGUCAUAAAGAAUGGUUAGCAGAAGUACAUUUUCUUGGUGUUGUGGAUCACCCUAAGCUUGUAAAGCUUUUGGGGUACUGCUCGGCGAAUGGAGAACGAGGGAUACAAAGAUUACUGGUUUAUGAGUACAUGCCCAACAAGAGCUUAGAAGACCAUCUUUUUAGCCGAGCAAUGCCACCGAUUCCUUGGAUAACACGACUAAAAAUCCUUCUCAGUGCGGCCGAGGGUCUCACUUAUCUUCAUGAGGGUUUGGAAGUUCAGGUGAUCUUUCGUGACUUUAAAUCGUCGAAUGUGUUGUUGGAUGAGAACUUUAAUGCGAAGCUUUCGGAUUUUGGUCUUGCUAGAGAAGGACCACAAGGGGACCGGUCACACGUAUCUACAACGCCAAUCGGGACAUACGGAUAUGCUGCCCCUGAAUACAUUGAAACCGGCCAUCUUAAAUCAAACAGUGACUUGUGGAGUUUUGGAGUUGUAGUGUACGAGAUCCUAACAGGCAGAAGGGCGGUGGACAUAGAACUACCACAAUCUGAACAAAAACUUAUCGAAUGGGUGAAACAGUUCCCGGUAGAUAGCAAGAGGUUUAGGAUGAUUAUGGACCCGCGUUUAAACAAUCAAUAUUCACAUGGCGCUGCCCGAAAGGUUGCAAAACUGGCUGAUAGUUGCCUAAGAAAGAAUCCGGAAGAACGACCCCUGAUGAGUAAGAUUGUUGACAUCUUACGACAUACAAUUAGAGAGUCGGAGUUAAACGAUGUUUCAGAAAUGACGAGUCCGUUACCGUUACCGGAGCCUUCUACACGAAGAAUGGCUCGUGUGGCUUAGUUACAGACUUAGGGACAGGUUGUGACAUGGUAAUGAAAAUGAAAUCAUGUUUUAGUUUUAGUUA
Molecule: messenger RNA, 1415 nt
Organism: Helianthus annuus (common sunflower)
Lineage: Eukaryota; Viridiplantae; Streptophyta; Magnoliopsida; Asterales; Asteraceae
Product: probable serine/threonine-protein kinase PBL19
Exons: 4
Coding region: 188-1351 (387 amino acids)
Biological process (GO): protein phosphorylation
Molecular function (GO): protein kinase activity; ATP binding
Source: RefSeq, a predicted model, not a curated record